Molecule: messenger RNA, 1969 nt
Organism: Rhagoletis pomonella (apple maggot)
Lineage: Eukaryota; Metazoa; Arthropoda; Insecta; Diptera; Tephritidae
Gene: Cpr100A
Product: pupal cuticle protein Edg-78E
Exons: 3
Coding region: 361-1050 (229 amino acids)
Cellular component (GO): chitin-based extracellular matrix
Molecular function (GO): structural constituent of chitin-based larval cuticle
Source: RefSeq, a predicted model, not a curated record
AGGUUCUGUAUUGGUAUGUAUGUUCGGUGUUGGUGCUGUGGCGUUGUGGCAUGCAGUGGCGCGGUUUUGGGCGGCUAUAAAAACUGCUGGCCAUGUCAUGGUGGGAAGCAGUUUGUUUAAGAAGUUUGUCGCUGUCGGUUUAACAAAACCCCAAUCCUCAUCACAUUCAAAACCAACUCCAAAAAACCGCUCACGGUUCGGUACUGACGUGUGUGCGUUCACCCUUUUUAACGGACAAUCGUAUAGGCUACGCGAAAUUUUUCAACAAUCAUUCGUAUUUUGGAUUAAAGCAAGACUUGCAGCAGCAGUUUACAUUGUCGCUUAUUAAGGAUACAAAUUUGAGAAUUCCACAACGUGAAAAUGUUUCGUUUUACCAUUUUAACCACUUUAAUUGCCAUUGCCGCGAGUCAGGGUUACCACCAAAAUCCCAAAACAGCGGCUAUUAUUAGUGAACAGCGUUACCUUGCCGGUGAUGGUAAAUUUGGUGCAGCCUACACACAGGAGGAUGGCAUCAACUUCAAAGAAGAAACCGAUUCGGAUGGUACACGUCACGGCAGCUACAGUUAUGUAGAUCCUACUGGCGAGAGGCGGACAAUUUCUUACACAGCCGGCAAAAAUGGCUUCCAAGCCAGCGGUGAUCAUUUGCCUGUCGCCCCACCAGCGCCACCACAACCUGUGCCACAGGCGGGCUAUGCACCACAGCCGCAAUACCAACCACCACAGCCACAAUCUGGUGGCUACCGCAGCAAUGACUACGAUGAUGGUUCUUACGAUCCACGUUACAAUGAUCCCAGUUUCGAUCAAUCGCAGGGUUCAUAUCAGCCACCACAACCACAAUAUCAACCACAGGCGGCGCCAGCUUACCAGCCACCAGCGCCAGCAUAUAACCCACCUGCGCCACAAUACAACAACUAUCAGCCACAGGCUCAGCCACAACAACAACCCUACUAUCAGCCGACCACACCCAAUCCACACCGAUUUGCACCACCCGGUAAAUUGUCACUCAAUCGCACACCGGACGGUUUCAGCUACAGCUUCAACAAGGUCUAAGAGUUUAUGUAUAUGUACACAUGUAUGUAUGUACAUAAGUGUGGAGGGUCGAAGAAUGGGUGGUCAAGGCGGGGGAAAGCUAUUAAAUUGGGUGUGAGCGAUAAUACUGUCUGAACUACGUGAUGUGCUAUGCGCGAAGGGAAGGUAUGGCAAAGUCGAAGGAGUUUUGCACCGCUCCGCAUAGUCUGCAUUUCUGUUUUCUCUAACAACUAGCUAUUUUUCAUACAUUUUUCCACUAUUUGUUUUAUUAUUUCCUUCUUGUAUGAUUUUUGUUUGAAUUUUAUUUUAAUUUACAUUACAAAGUUUCAUUUAGUUCAGGAUCGCGAUCAGUUUUUAGUUAUUUUCAAUUUAAUUUUUCAGUUCGUUUGGUUUCCUAUUAAUUACAUUUUACUUCUCAUACAUACAAACAUACGUGCAUAUACUUCAAUUUCACGUGCUUUUGUUUCCUUUGCAUGAACGUUCACUUUGUGAUAUCUAAAAAAAAGUAAUGGCAUAAAAUUGUUGCAACAAUUCCGUCAGGUUACUUUUAUGUGUAAUUUAUUUGUGCUUCCUUUUAAUUUGUGUAUAAUUUAAUUUUUUUUUUGCAAAUGUGUCAAGAUUAAAUAAAAAAAUAUUUUUUGUGAAUAUUAAAAAAAGAAAUUACUUGUCUUUCUGAUAUAUAAUCGUAUACGGCGUUACGUACUAUCCCGUACGCGUAUUGUUCGCCAGGAUAUAGUUCAAUAAUUUUUCAAAUUUCUAAUUAUGUCGAGUUUCCAUCAAAAAGCGACAACAGUUACAAACAAAUUUUUAACAUUUGAAUGAUGAAAAGAUGUUAACCAACUAUUAUUUUUGUCGAAAUAGCGCUAGUAUUUUUAGCCUCAUUAAAAUUUUAGUAAUAUAAUGUCUAGUGGAAAUGCGGCAUUAAGUUGCCUGGAAAAUA